AUGGCAGUUGCCCAUGCCGCCACACUGGAGGAUUCUGGCCGAAGCCUGCAGCCAAGCCCCGAAGCGCUCCCGAGAUCACCUGACGAAGCCGGGGAGAUCCUUGAACCAGAGGAGGAAGGACCCAUUGAGUUGGAAAUGGAGGCCACGCCAAGCCGAGGCAGCCGAACCGCUGAGGUCACCUUCGCUGUGGGCACUUUUUCAGCUUCGGCGCCUCAACCAUGGGAGCCUCAGGUAUCGCCGGCGCCAAGGGCCAGUCGAGACCAGGAACCUUCUCCUGGAGAGAGUGCCAUCGACGAGAUGUUUGCAGACAUCCUCGGCCCAAUUCACGAGGCGCCGACACCGGCGCAACGGGUUGUGGAACCUGUGCCCGAGCCUGCUCCGAAGCCGCGAGUGGCAGCUGAUGCUGCAGCUGCCAGCAGUCAAAGGAUUGUGGCCUCUGAACCAGCGGGGCCGCUGAGCCGCAGCCAGGCCGCAGCUGCCACACCAGCCGCAGCGCCUCCGGCCUCCUCCGCGCGGAAUCUUGCUGUGCCAGCUGUUUCCAAGCUGGCGAACCUUAUGCAGGAGAGCACAGAGAGGAGGGAGCCUGUUCCACAGAACAACUCUCCUGGGAACGGCUCCACAUGCAACAGGGAGGCUGAAGAGGAGGAUGUUAGUCUGGACAAGGAGUGGGACGAGAUCGCCCGUCGAACCGAUGAGCUCAUAGCAAACGCACGCGAGUCCAAAGGCGUCGUGGCCGUCUCACAGGAUGUCCUGAGCCAACCUCUCGGCUACAAAGACUUCACGCAGUGGUUACUCCAGCUGGAGAUAGAUCCUGCUGCUCUGCGGCAGAUGCGAGAAGAUAUGAUCGAGGAUGAUCUCGGCGCCUGCGGCUGCUUCAUGAAGAGGCGAAGGCCUCUUUCUGAAGUACCCGGCCUGGACCGACGGUUCUGGGCGGACAAGGAUCUAGUCCUGUUCCUGAAGGUCACGCACUUUGAUUUCAACGACAUCAUACAUCACCGAAUGCUGCGGACGAUGUAUGGCAAGUUGUCGAGGAACAAGGUCUGCCCAUCGAUCGGCAGGCACUGGGAACUCCUUGGAUUUCAAAGCGGAGAUCCUCGAACCGAUUUGAAUCGUUCCGGUGGUGUCCUGAACGUCAUGCAAAUGUUCUAUUUCUUUUCGCAUCACUUCGACCUCAUGAAGUCUGCCUACCUGCUCGCGCAAGAUGCGCAGCACAAUUUCCCGCUCGCCUGCGUGUCCAUAAACAUCACAAAGAUGGUGGUCGAGUGUCUCCUCGAAGGACGGCUGUCCAAGCUCUGCAAUGGUUCGCGGGGUGUGUUCGACACCACCUGCAUGGUCUACAGCGCGGCCUUCUUCCACUGGUACUGGCGCUGGAGAACUCAGAAGCGAAGCAUCCGCGAUACGGAGCUCACCUUCAAAGAG
Symbiodinium pilosum is the source of this 1419-nucleotide messenger RNA. The record is from the annotation of a GenBank genome assembly. NCBI's taxonomy places the organism in Eukaryota, Dinophyceae, Suessiales, Symbiodiniaceae.